AUGUCGCCUCAACGAUACGAUCAUGUUAUCCAACUUCCCCAGACAGCUCCAGUCAACCCGACCCCACAAUCGCAGCAAAUCGCACAAGAAUGGUUGAAUAAAUUAGAGAACAUUUUCACGACCGGGGAAUUCUCGCGUCUUGAUGAGAUCUUCAGCGAGGAUUCGUGGUGGCGCGAUAUCAUUGCGCUCCAAUGGGACUUUCGCACCCUCCACGGCAGAAAGCGCAUUGAGGAGUUCCUGCAUCAAAAUCGGCGGCAUGGACCUCUGUCAUCUUUCAGGCUUCAGGAGACUGGGCACUUUCAGCCAAAGUUUGAGAUUGUGAAAAAAGACACUGGCUUUGCUUGGAUUUCGUCGCUUUUCCACUUUGAGACUCCAAUUGGCCGGGGAUCAGGUGUUCUCCGACUGAUUCAGGAAGAACCAGGAUCUUGGAAAGCAUUUUCCGUGUAUACAACUCUUCAAGAGCUGAAGGGCUUUGAGGAACCGCUGGGUACAAAGCGCACAUAUGGCACAUUGGACUCUAUGCCUGGCGGCGUUGCAAAGGGAAAUUGGCUCGAGCGGCGACAGCGACAAUUGGACUUUGUGGAGGAACACCCGCAGGUGCUUAUCAUUGGAGCUGGUCAGUCCGGGCUGAACCUCGGUGCACGCUUGCAAUCACUGGGUGUUUCGACGUUGAUCAUCGAUAAGAACGACAGGGUUGGUGAUAAUUGGCGGAAGCGUUACAGGACCCUGGUGACGCACGAUCCCGCUGAGUUCACUCACAUGGCUUAUCUUCCCUUCCCUAAGAACUGGCCUCAGUUCACACCGAAAGACAAAUUAGGCGACUGGUUCGAGGCAUAUGCAUCGCUUAUGGAACUGAAUGUUUGGACCAAAACUACCGUGUCGACUGCUAGCUAUGAAGAUAGCAAGGGCGAAUGGAUGGUGGAACUGGUGCGUGACGGAAAACAAAGGACAAUUCGUCCUCAUCAUGUUGUCUUUUGUACUGGCCACGCUGGAGAGCCAUUGAUCCCUCAUUUCCCAGGGCAACACGACUAUCAGGGUACCGUUUAUCAUGGAAGUCAACAUGAAGACGCGUCGAAUUACGAUGUCAAGGGCAAGAAGGUCCUUGUCGUCGGGACUGGCAACAGUGGGCACGAUAUUGCAGAGAACUUCUACCAUAAUGGGGCCGAAGUUACGAUGCUUCAGCGAAGUGGAACAUAUGUCCUGACUCUGGACAAAGGCGUGUUUAUCUUACAUGAAGGCAUGCAUUGCGAGAACGGUCCACCUACAGAACAAAGCGACAUCGUUGGUGAGAGCCUGCCAUUUCCGGUACAGUUUGCUCUGAACAUCGAUAUGACCAAGCGCAUUGCGGAGGAAGAGAAAGAAACCAUUGAAGGGCUUCAGCGUGCGGGAUUCAAGAUCGAGUGGGGAAUUGAUAAUUCUGGAAUUGCCAGACUCUACUACACUCGUGGAGGUGGCUACUACGUCGACGUCGGAUGCAGCCAGCUCAUUAUUGAUGGCAAAAUCAAGAUCCAUCAAAGCCCGGGUGGCAUCUCGGGCUUCAAAUCUGAUUCUGUGGUGCUAAAGGAUGGAACCAGCCUUAAAGCAGAUAUUGUCGUCAUGGCUACAGGGUAUGACAACAUGAAGACAACUGUGCAGAAAGUGAUGGGUAGUAAAAUUGCAGAUCGCUGCAACGAUGUGUGGGAUCUGGACGAGGAAGGAGAGCUUAACGCGAUGUGGCGACCAAGUGGCCACCCUAACUUUUGGUUCAUGGGUGGCAAUCUUGCAAUUUGCCGUAUUUAUUCAAAGUAUGUCGCUUUACAGAUUAAGGCCGCAGAGGAAGGGCUGCGCCCACCUGCUAUUCCGAACUAG
Messenger RNA from Penicillium canariense, 1848 nucleotides. Its product is annotated as putative flavin-binding monooxygenase. The record is from RefSeq and is a predicted model, not a curated record. The transcript is spliced from 5 exons. NCBI's taxonomy places the organism in Eukaryota, Fungi, Ascomycota, Eurotiomycetes, Eurotiales, Aspergillaceae. Gene Ontology annotation, molecular function: N,N-dimethylaniline monooxygenase activity; NADP binding; flavin adenine dinucleotide binding. Bases 1 to 1848 code for a protein of 615 amino acids.